GAUCACAUUUUAAUGGCAUGUUGAAGAUAAUAGAAAGAUGUUGAAAAGUAUUAGUCAAUUACAAGUCCAUUUUAAUCUACUGAAAAGUGCAACCAGCUUGCAGCAACAAGUUCGGACCACAUUCAUAUUAAAGCGCAAAUAUGACCCGCUGUUACACAAAACCAACGAAAACCCACGGCGUAUGCGUGCUAAAAACUUCAUAUACGAGCUCGUGGAGGACACCCAGGUGAAAAAACGGCCCAACAUGGAGGUUGUACUUAAGACAUUCGUCGAGGGUGUAGGUGAUAAGGGCGAUGUCGUGUCUCUAAAGCCGAAUUUUGUCUAUAACAAACUCCUGCUGCCGGGAUUAGCCGCCUACAAGACGCCCGAGAACAUUGAAAAGUAUGCCAAAACAGAGGCCGAGAAGUCAACUGUGCAGCAUAGCUCCGCCUAUGCUCAGCGUACAGUUAACAUGCUGGAGUCCAUUGUGCUAGCUGUGGUAAUGAACAAGGAUCAACCUUGGGUAAUCGAGCCAUGGCACAUUAAGGCUUCACUGCGCAAGGCCGGCUUUCAUUGCAAAGACGAGUGCAUAACUUUGCCCAAUGAACGUAUUGAGGGACCCGAUUUAAAAAAGGAAGGCAAAGAUUUCUAUUGCACCAUUACAAUUAACAAACUCGAGCAAGCGAAGCUCAAAUGCCGGUUACACCAUUGGAGCACAGACCCAAGCGAACGGUUACCUUAUGUACUGGAACAUUGGAAAAUCCCGUCAGAACCACUACUUGGCGUCAACCUGCCGUCAGAGAAAAAUGUUUGAAUAAAUUAAUGUGUGGCUUAA
Molecule: messenger RNA, 814 nt
Organism: Drosophila willistoni
Lineage: Eukaryota; Metazoa; Arthropoda; Insecta; Diptera; Drosophilidae
Gene: mRpL9
Product: 39S ribosomal protein L9, mitochondrial
Exons: 2
Coding region: 38-793 (251 amino acids)
Biological process (GO): translation
Cellular component (GO): ribosome; mitochondrion
Molecular function (GO): structural constituent of ribosome
Source: RefSeq, a predicted model, not a curated record